Thelazia callipaeda (thelaziosis nematode) is the source of this 372-nucleotide messenger RNA. The record is from the annotation of a GenBank genome assembly. NCBI's taxonomy places the organism in Eukaryota, Metazoa, Nematoda, Chromadorea, Rhabditida, Thelaziidae.
AUGGGACAGUUUUUUUCUAAGAUGCCUCAAACGGAUGAAGAGUCGAUUCGGAAAGAAGUUGAAAGCUCUCCGGUAGUAUUAUACACAAGACCAAAAUGUCAUUAUUGUGCCAAAGCAAAACUUUUGUUAGACAGUAGGCAAGUGAAAUACAAGGAAACCGAUUUGGAUGCUCAUGAGCGUUGGCAUCCUGAACAACAUCAAUCGUUUGUCAAUGGGUUAGUUCAUAUCACAAAACAAACUUCGGUACCUCAGAUAUUCAUUUGUGGAAAAUUUAUUGGCGGUUUUCUGGAGCUACAGCAAUUAAAUAAUGCAGGGAAACUGCUCGAUGCAAUCGCAAAAUGUCAUCCUUCCUCGGAAACCAAUUCUGAAUAG